Messenger RNA from Drosophila ficusphila, 4637 nucleotides. RefSeq names its product striatin-3 (gene Cka). Gene Ontology annotation, molecular function: protein binding. The coding region runs from base 606 to 2807 and encodes 733 amino acids. Lineage: Eukaryota; Metazoa; Arthropoda; Insecta; Diptera; Drosophilidae. The record is from RefSeq and is a predicted model, not a curated record. The transcript is spliced from 5 exons.
CACAGUCUGAAAACAACACACGCUAAAUUCAACAAAGUGAAAUUAACUCGGCUUUGGCGUAUGCGUACACAUGUGUGUGUGUUUUUCUUUGUAUAUAGACUCGUAGAACGAGACGGCCAUAUACGACCGCCGACGGGACGGCAGGUGCGCGAGUGCGAGCGAGAGGAAUGUUGUGCGGUCUACAGCUCUGUGUGUUAUUUCAGAGUUCCAGGCCAAACAUUCUGAUGUGCGGCCGAAUCGAAUCGACUUUUUGUGUGCAUCGCCCAGCAUUCUCUUUAAUUAAUUAGUAAUUGCAAAACGGGCGCAAUUAUGCACCAAAUUAUGGAAUUAUAAUCUCUCGUAUUUGCGCUCUCUCCUUCUUCUGCCUCCCAUUCGUGUUCGCCUGCACACAAAACGGUGAAUCGUUUGAAAGGACCAACCGUAAGACCAGCGAGCAAACAAGUUCGAGAGAGCCACGAAAACAAAGGACUUUGCACUGGGCACCCAACGGCAGACAGCUGGCAAUCGACGAUAAGCAGGAUUAGCUGGAAUACACAGGAUCACGGAUCAGGAGCAGCUAUCGAACACCCAGCAGACAGCACAGCCACUGAGAGCGACGUGAACCAAUGGGCACCAACUCGGGAGCCACCGCUGGCAUCAACAACAAGCCGGUUGGCGGUGCGGCAGGAGCCGGCGUCCUUGGCGGAGGCGGAGUGGGCGGUGCCAACUCCUCGAUCGGCGGCGUCCUGUCGAACAGCUUGGGCGGCGGCGGCAGUGGCGGUCUGAGCAUCAGCGGCCUGAACGCUGGUGGACAGAACGCCAAUGUUGGCGGCCUUGUCGGCGGAGGCGGAAUGGGUGGCGAGGACGGCGGCAACGGGAUGGUCGGCGGAGGACCCAACAACCAACAGGCCACUACGCCCCAGUACACAAUACCGGGCAUCUUGCACUUUAUCCAGCACGAAUGGUCGCGCUUCGAGCUGGAGAGAUCACAGUGGGAUGUGGACAGGGCCGAGCUGCAGGCUCGCAUUGCCAUGCUUCUCGGGGAGCGAAAGUGCUUAGAAAGCCUCAAAUCGGAUCUGACGCGCCGCAUCAAGAUGCUGGAGUACGCCCUGCGCCAGGAGCGGGCCAAGUUCUACCGAUUAAAGUACGGCACCGAUCCGCCGCAGCUGAACGAGUUCAAGCCGUCGAACGAGGACGCCGGACUGGCCGGGGAGGUGGCCACCGACUCGGAGGUGCCCUACAGCAGUGUAUCGAACACCACGUGGCGGCAGGGGCGCCAGAUGCUGCGCCAGUAUCUGGCCGAGAUCGGCUACACAGACAACAUCAUCGAUGUGCGCUCGAAUCGGGUGCGCUCGAUCCUCGGGCUGAACAACAAUGCAGAGCACGACGGCAGCGGCGGGGGACUGGGCGGCGGACUUGGCAGCGGAACCGGCGGCGAGAACCUCAGCCCGAACAUCAACGGAAACGAGAGCAACAAGCGCGCCUCGGAGACGGAAGGCCGUCAUACUCCCGCUAAAAAAGUGCAACAAUCGAUCGAUGAAAUAAUCGUGGACACCGAGGCGGCUGUGAUGGCGAACUUUGAGUUCCUGGGCGCCACCGAGAUGUCCGACGACGACGAGAUAUCCGACGACCUCGAUAUGGUGGCCACCGACAAUGACGACACGGACGUAAAGAUGGCCAAGCGCGCCAAGUCUGGCAAGGACAUGCUCACCGAGGAGGUGGACGGCUCGUUGGGACUGGGCGAGCUGGCCCAACUGACAGUGAAUAACGAAUCUGAUGGGGCCUACGAUGCAAACUCCAAGGACGGAACUGGCGGCAGUGCCGGCGGUGCUGGAUACCGCAAGACCUGGAAUGCCAAGUACACGCUUCGCUCGCACUUUGACGGAGUGCGCUCACUGAUUUUCCACCCGGAGGAACCGGUACUGAUCACCGCCUCCGAGGAUCACACACUGAAGCUGUGGAAUCUGCAGAAGACCGUGCAGGCCAAGAAGUCGGCCAGCUUGGAUGUGGAGCCGCUGUAUACGUUCCGGGCCCACACGGGUCCCGUUCUGUGCCUGGGCAUGUCAUCCAGCGGGGAGACGUGCUAUUCGGGCGGCCUGGACGGCAACAUCGAGUGCUGGCAGUUGCCGUCGCCGAACAUUGAUCCGUACGACUGCUACGAUCCGAAUGUGCACUCCGGAACGCUCGAGGGGCAUACGGACGCCGUGUGGGGCCUUACCACCAUGCAGAGCAACAUUGUGUCGUGCUCGGCGGACGGGACGGUCAAGCUGUGGUCGCCCUACAAUAAGGAGCCGCUGCUGCGCACCUACACGGCCUCCGAGGCAGAGGGUGCGCCUUCCUCCGUUGACUUUGUGCGCAACGAAGUGGACCACAUCGUGGUGGCCUACAACAGUGCCCACUGCAUCGUGUACGACACGGAGACGGGCAAGCAGGUCGUGCGACUGGAGGCGGCACAGGAGAUGUCCGGCAACACGGGGAAGUUCAUCAACAAGGUGGUGUCGCACCCGACGCUCCCCAUCACGAUCACUGCGCACGAGGACCGCCACAUCCGCUUCUGGGACAACACAUCCGGCACUCUGGUGCACUCGAUGGUGGCGCAUUUGGAGCCGGUCACCUCGCUGGCCGUCGAUGCCCAUGGGCUGUAUUUGCUGUCCGGCUCGCACGACUGCUCGAUACGGCUGUGGAAUCUGGACAAUAAGACGUGCGUGCAGGAGAUCACGGCGCACCGCAAGAAAUUCGACGAGAGCAUAUUCGAUGUGGCCUUCCAUGCCACAAAACCGUACAUCGCCAGUGCCGGGGCAGAUGGCCUCGCCAAGGUGUUUGUCUAAGAGAGUGUCGUCCACCACCAACACCCUGGCCGCGUCGGAUCGAACGAAUUCAGAAUUCGGAAUCCAGAGUGCAAAUUGCAGAUGCAGAAUCCACAGCCAGCAGCUCACAGCAAAGCGAUUACGAGUUCGAGUUAAAUAAUUAUACAUACAUUAUAAAUAUACUAUACAUUUAAAUCUAAUUAUACUUCAACCGAGAACAACAACCAAUUAUGCAUACAAUAAUAAGGAAAGAAACCACAAACAAAACAACAACAAAAAACCAAUUGCUAUAAAGUAAAACAAAAAAAAAAUAAUAAAUUCAAAAUGAGAAACGGCAUUUCGAGUAGAGCAACAGAGUCAAGUAACAGACGAAAGUCGCGUAAUCUAGGAAAGUAAUUCUAAAGCAAUGCAUAGUACGGCAUAUAACCACACAUAAGUGCAACACAUAAACAUUAUGUAUUUGUUAAAAAUAACACCGUAGCAGUGAAAGAGUUUGAUCUUGCUGUGGAUCCCCCGCAAAAUGGAUGGGGAUCAACUCAACAUUGAUACUCUUUUAGGUUCUAGUUUCAAAGGCACUUGCACAGCGAUUGUUUGAUAAAGAGUAGCCUAUAAAGCAGUCCGACAUCCUGUACAUUUUAUAUACAUACACAACCACAUACAUAUAUAUAUAUAUAUAUACCUAUUAUAUGCCCAUGGCAAAACUUGACAAUGGAUCGUAGGCUGGACACGUUGAUAGGCACACUCGCUGUGCAAGUGCUUGGACACGUUUCCUUCCCUGCAGGGCCUUAAAGUGCGUCCUGGAGCCAGAGGAAAGUGUGAUAAAACAUUUACGUAACGAUGUAGACGAUCAAAUUCUGUAGUCUAAGCAAGGCAUAUACAUAUAACCAACCAUAUAACCCGACCCCAUAUUAGCGAAAGAGCGAGAACAAGUUGUAAAUUAACAUUAAUUAGAGGACAGUCGAGGUGAGACUAGGAUGAAGUGAAGGCGGGUUUAUUUAUGUAGCAAACCCAAAAACGCAGCCACAAAAAAAAAAAACAGAAAACGGGAUGUAAAACGAAAACCUUAAAAAUUAGUACGUGCAGAAUGCUUCUAUUAUUUCUAUUGUCAUUUCUAAGGGAGUACGCAAUGCUUGAUGAAUCACGACCAUGUGCAGAUGAGAUAUAAAUAAUAAUUGCAGGCGAGCUAUAAACCGUAUGCUAAGCUAUUUAUUUAAUUUAUGCAUAGUAUUAAACGAAUGAAACAAACAAACAAAUGUUGGCGCCAAUCGCUGAUCCAAUGGAUUUCGUAGUUGAAUAUAAAUUAGAUUCGCUUACCCAUGGAUGCGUACUCGUAAUUUUAAUCAAACAAAGCUACGUUGAAUGAUCAGAUUUAGAUAUGUGACUUGAACGUGAACGCCGAGCAACUCAAUAUUAGUUUUAGUAUUACCAAUUAUUAUUAUUAUUACGUGAAGCCUUUCACCGACACUCUCCACACACACACUUACACCCGAAACUUGAUAUUCGAAACCGAUGAAUCAAAAUCAAAAACGAAACCGAUUGCGAUCUGUGUACACCAAGUAAAUCCUCUAUUAUUUUAAUUACGUAUUUUAAUUUACGCCUUAGUUGUUACAAUCAAGAACCCGAAUCACCUUCUGGAUCCUCCAGUGAUCCAAAAAGUUGAUGAGCCGAUGACGAUGAUCACGAUGGUAAUAAUAAUUGAUGUGGUUGACCAGCAUGUUGGCCACUCACAGUUAUAUAGCAGAUUUAUACAUUUACUAUAUACAUAAAUCUAUUGAUUUCUAAUUUUAACUGUAAAUUUUUGAUUUUUUAUUACCGUGUAUUUUUAUUUAAAAUAAAGUUUUACAAAAUGAA